Miscanthus lutarioriparius is the source of this 1221-nucleotide messenger RNA. The record is from the annotation of a GenBank genome assembly. NCBI's taxonomy places the organism in Eukaryota, Viridiplantae, Streptophyta, Magnoliopsida, Poales, Poaceae.
AUGUGGGAGCGGCACUACUGGGGCGGCGGCCGGCGGCCAAGCUGGGCGCCUGGAGGGGACGGAGCCGGCGCCGGCGGCGUGGUGGUGAUGUUCGCGUGGCUGUCCAGCCAGGAGCGGCACGUGCGGUCGUACGUGGAGCUGUACGCGGCGCACGGGUGGGCGUGCCUCGUCUGCCACUCCGACUUCCUCACCCUGUUUUUCCCUGAGAAGGCUGCCAUGCUCGCAGACAGGGUGAUUGGGGAGCUUGUCAAGGUGCUGAAGAUUACACCUGUACCUGUGGUGUUUGCGUCAUUUUCGGGAGGGCCAAAAGGGUGCACAUACAAGGUUCUUCAGCUAAUCGAGAGAAGAUGUGAAGGGCAACUAAGCCUAGAUGAGUACCAGCUUGUACGAGAUUGUCUAUGUGGACAAAUGUAUGAUUCAAGCCCUGUGGAUUUUGUCAGUGACUUAGGCACUCGCUUCCUCCUCGAUCCAAGUGUCCUAAAGAUGUCUGAACCUCCUCGUGUGUUGUCAUGGAUGACUAAGGGCAUUGCCUCAGGUCUUGACAUUCUUUUCAUAAACAAAUUUGAAGAACAACGUAAAGAUUAUUGGGAAACACUAUACUCAUCAGUGCAUUUUGGUCCAAUACUAAUACUCUGUUCAGAGGAUGAUCAGCUUGCUACAUAUUCAGUUGUUCAAAAGUUUGGCCAGCAUCUGCUAGAGCUUGGUGGUGAUGUGAACCUAAUUAAAUGGCAUAGUUCUCCUCAUGUAGGUCACUAUAAGUUCCAUCCUGAGGAAUACAGAGCUGCUGUGACAGAGCUACUAAAAAAAGCCUCGGUGCUCUACAUGAGCAGAAGACAACUUAACGGAUAUGAUGUGGGCACAAGUGAACACAGUGACACUCCUCCAUCCACCUCCAAUCUACCCAGAACUGAUGCAAGCUCUGUUGGUAGGCUGAGACGAGCACCAAUCGAUCCAACCGACCAGUUUUUUCUACCGAGCUCCAUGGAGUACCAUGAAAGCAGUGAAGGACCGCAACCGGAGAUGUUUAACAUGCCAAGCCUGGAGAGCCUGAGUCUGCAUGGGGUUCUGGGGCAGGUGCUGUAUGAUGUAUGCGUCCCGAAGAAUGUAGAAGGCUGGGACCUCAAGCCUUCCACAUCGAUGAAUGGGAGGCACAUCCAUACUGCUGCGCCUCGGCAUGGUACCUUCAAUCCAAUGAAAUGUGUACGGCGCUCGAGAUUGUGA